Messenger RNA from Cornus florida, 1167 nucleotides. RefSeq lists its product as uncharacterized. Lineage: Eukaryota; Viridiplantae; Streptophyta; Magnoliopsida; Cornales; Cornaceae. The record is from RefSeq and is a predicted model, not a curated record. The transcript is spliced from 3 exons. Bases 1 to 1167 code for a protein of 388 amino acids.
AUGGCUCAACAUCAACCGCCAAACAAGAAAGCGAAAAAUAUGUCUAUUCUCUCAUUCUAUCAAAAGAGAGGCCAAAUGAGGGACAAUUAUCAAUCGAAAAAGGAUAUACCUAGUGCAUCUAACAUUGACAAUGAUCUUGAUUCGCAACCUCCUGCCCUAUCUCAAGUUGUUGAACCCAAGCAACUCCACUCCACUUCUAUUGAAAGAGAUCCCGAGUUACCAUUGCAAGGAAUUGGUUUUAGAGGCCAUGAUGAAAGUUCAAGUUCAUUAAAUAGAGGAAAUUUUAUUGAAGCGUUAAAGUAUAAGGCAGAAGGAAAUGAUGAACUCUCAAGUGUUAUCUUAGACAAUGCUCUACAAAAUGCCCAAUACAUUGCUCCAUCGAUUCAAAAAGAGAUUCUUCAUAUUCUUGCAAACAAAGUGAGAAAAAUGAUUUGUGAUGAAAUUGCGGGAGGCAAAUAUUGUAUUCUUGUUGAUGAAGCACAAGAUGAGUCUAAAACGGAGCAAAUGGCUCUUGUUUUAAGAUAUGUCAAGCAUGAUGUGACGCUUAAGGAUGCAAUAUCUGAUAUUCUUGUUCGGUUCGAUCUUUCAAUUCAAAAUUUGAGAGGCCAAGGGUACGAUGGUGCGAGUAAUAUGCGCGGCGAAUGGAAUGGAGUACAAGCAUUAUUUCUUAAAGAGUGCCCAUUUGUUUAUUAUGUCCAUUGUUUUGUUCAUCGAUUACAACUAGCAUUAGUUGCAGCAACAAAAGAUGAGCCAAAUAUUUGGCAAUUCUUAUCUCACCUGACUUGUAUUGUCAAUCUUGUUGCUUCCUCUCCCAAACAUCUUGCUGAAUUAAAAUCUUUUCAAAGGGAUGAGAUUGCACGUAUGUUGAGCGUAGGUGAACGCCAAUCUGGUAAAGGGGCUAAUCAGAUUGGCACCUUGCAUCGAGCUGGAACUACUCGUUGGAGCUCACAUUACGAUUCUGUAAGGGAUUUGAUUGAUAUGUAUACUGCAUCCUGCACAGUUGUUGAAAAUCUUAGAAAAGAUGGGCAAACUCAACAGAUACGUGGGCAAUCCUUAGGUGUUUACAAGGCAAUGAGAAACUUUGAAUUUAUAUUUAUCUUGCACCUAAUGGAUAACAUUAUGGGAUUCACUGACACACUUUGCCAGGCCUUGCAACACAAAUCUUAA